Anguilla rostrata (American eel) is the source of this 4912-nucleotide messenger RNA. Its product is annotated as phosphatase and actin regulator 4-like. Lineage: Eukaryota; Metazoa; Chordata; Actinopteri; Anguilliformes; Anguillidae. The record is from RefSeq and is a predicted model, not a curated record. Gene Ontology annotation, molecular function: actin binding. Gene Ontology annotation, biological process: actin cytoskeleton organization; neural crest cell migration.
CUCAGCUGCUCUGACCCCGCCCCUCCCCCAGCCAGGCAGCCGUGCUCAGGCAUGAGGAGCAGCCACCCGUGAAUGCGGCCAUGCUACCUUAUUUAUGAAGGGAGGGGAGAGAGAGCGCGAGAAGGGGAGGGAAGUAGAGGGACAGCAAGAAGAAGGGAGAGAGGGAGGGAAAAGAGUGAGGGAAGGAAAGGGCACAGCACAAGAAGUCGAAGGAGGGACCAAAGAGUGAGUGAGUGAGUGAGUUGGGGAGAAGGAUAGAGGCGCAUGCACGCAGGAGACGGGGGCUACAGUUACUGAAGCGCUAGCGCGGACGGCUAUCGGGAGAAGAGCAGGUCCAUUUUUACCGCCGCACCCCCCCCCCGCCCCCACCCCCGACUCUCCCUGCCCAGGCAGGGGAGGACAGGCCAGUGGGGCAGGACCUGUAGUAUGGGACAGACUGCCAGUGAUCCUGUUGCCCAGGAGCCUGUCCCCAACUCCGAUGAUGAAGUGGACGAACCACGCAGCAGGACGGGGAGUGUGGGGGGCAGUUCGGAGCGAAGCACCCCCCCUAACAAGCGCAAGGGCAAGCUCUUCGGCAAUCUCUUCAAGCCCUGGAAGUGGAAGAAGAAGAAGACCAGCGAGAAGUUCCAGGAAACGUCAGAAGCUCUGGAGAGAAGGAUAUCAGUGAGAAAGCCCAGGCAGGAGCUGAUUGACAAAGGACUGCUGAAGGAGGUCCCAGAAAAUGAGGGCGACCAGCCUCGCGCCCCCCACCUGAGGAACGGUCGGCUCCGGGCCGACUCCGACAGCAGGGUGGGGCCCAUCUGGCUGCCCCAGGGCGAGGACCGCAGGACCCGCAUCCCGUCGGACGCAGACCGCCGAGAGGGGGCCGGGCGCCGGGGCUCCAGCUUGGAGGAGGUGAAGGAGGCGAGGGAGAGGGGAGAGGAGAGGGACCGAAAAAGCGCCAGGGAGGACACGGAGGACAGGGAGAACAGAGAGGAGAGGGACCGAGACAGGGAGAGAGACAGGGAGAAAGAGAGGGAGAAAGAGAGGGAGAGAGACAGAGAAAAAGAGAGGGAGAAAGAGAGAGAGAGAGCGACAGAAAGAGAGAGGGAGCGAGAUCGAGAAAGAGAGAAGGAGAGAGACCGAGAAAGAGAGAGGGAGAAGGAGAAAGAUCGUGCGAGGGAGAGAGACCUAGAGAAGGAGAGGGAGAGAGACAGGGAGAAGGAGAGGGAAAGAGAGAGGGAUAGAGAGAAGGAGAGGGAGAGAGUCAGAGACAGGGAGAAGGAGAGAGACAGAGAGAGGGAUAGGGACAGAGAGAGAGAGGUGAGAGACCGAGAGAGGGGGAAGGACAGAGAGAGGGAUAAUAGAGAGGGGAGAGAUGGAGAGAAGGAGAGAGACCGAGAGAGGGACAGAGAAAGGGAUAGCAGAGAAGUAAGGGAAAGAGAAAGAGACCCGGAACGGGACAGGGAAUGGAGGGACAGGGACAGAGAGAGAGAGGUGAGAGACAGAGAGAGGGGGAGGGACAGAGAGAAGGAUAAGAGAGAGGAGAGAGACCGUGAGAAAGAAAACAGAGACGACAGAGACAGAGAGCAGGAGAGAAAUCGAGAAGGGAGGGAGCGAGAACGGGAGAGAGAUGGCGAGAGGGAGAGAGAGAAAGACAGGGAGAGGGAGAGCCGUGAGGGGAAGGACAGGAGAGAGGCGGUGCAGAGCCAGGCUCCAGCAGAGCUGGACAGGAAGCCUGGCCACGGAUGGAGGCCUCUCUCAGAAAUGGACCUGAGGCAGAAGACUGUCCUGGAGGAGGCCUGGAGGACACGCCCCCUCUCAGAGAUUGAGCAGAGGUCGACCCUCCCGCGCUGCUUUCCAUCGGACGAAGCGCGGACACGCUCAGGCUCCACAGGUUGUCGUCUCCCCCCGCGGUCGCAGAACCCCCCCGACCCCCCGCCGAGGGAGGGCUCCCUCCCCAAACUGCCCCUCCUGCCCCCGAUACGGCAGGGCUCCCUCCCCGAGCCUCCCAAGGUUCCCGCCGGCAGCAGCUCCUCCUCGUCCUCCUGCUCGUCUUCAUCGGUGACCUCCUCCGCGAUCGGGAACCCCGAGCCUCCCGCCAGCGCGCCCGCCCCUCAGCCCCUCCCUGGCACCUCCGCCCCCUCCACCUCCGCCAGCGUCCCCGCCCCCCCGCCAGCCAAGCAGCCGCCAGUGCCUCCACCCAAGCCUACCAACCGCUUCAGCAGUCCUGCCCUGCUGGCGGAGCUGUCGCAAGCCGCACCCGUCAAGCGCUCCCCGCCCAUGCCCCCCAAGAGGACCACCCCCGUCACCAAGCGCAACUCCCAGGAGUCUCACGUCGUUCCAGCCUCCCCGGACCCCGCCCCCGACCCCGCCCCCGCGCAGGCCGAGGAGAAGGCCGGCGAAUCACUGCCUCCGCCGCCGGAGCCCGAGCCCGCCCCCGACGCCCGACCGCCCUCCCACACCCGCCCCCCCCCCCUCCCACCACCACCCCCUCCCGCCCUCCCCCCCCCGCUCCCACCACCACCCCCUCCCCAUCCCGCCCUCCUCCCCCGCUCCCACCACCACCCCCUCCCCAUCCCGCCCUCCUCCCCCCGUCCCACCACCACCCCCUCCCCAUCCCGCAAGCGGCCCCGGUCGCCGUGCCCACCGCGGACCCCCCAGCCCCACCACCCAGCCCCCGCGGAGCCCCCCAUCCCGCUGCACCUGCUCAUCCAGCGGGCGCUGGCCAACCCCGGCCGGAACCCCCCCGCCUCGGACCGGUCCAAGCGCGCCCACUCUCUGCUGUUCGACGUGCCGCAGACCUACCUGACCACGCCCGGGGAGAGGGCCUCCCUGCCCGUCACCGUCGAGCGCAUCAGACUGCAGGAGGAUGAUGACUUUGACAUGGAGGAAGAGCUGCGUACUCGGCGCGCGGCAGCCCGGCGGGAUCUGGAGGCGCGCAGCCGGCUGGGCCUGGCGGGGGACGUGCGCGUCAGCUACAUCCCCAGCGCCCGGAGCCCCUCCAUCAGCGAGGAGGAGGAGGACGAGGGGGAAGGGGCCAGCGACUCGGACGCCGACGGGCCCGUCCUUUACAGGGACGACAACGGAGGGGAGGAGGAAGAGGACGAGGACGUCCCGCUCGGGGGGCUGGCGAGCAAGGUGCAGAGGAAGGACACCCUGGCCCUGAGGCUGGGCGGCCGGUCCUCCGGCUCCGAGGAGACGCGGGAGGCGCGGGAGGCGCGGGAGGAGCAGGAGGAGCGGGAGCAGGAGGAGACGUCCUGGCAGAGCAGAGAGCAGUGGGAGUCGGUCCGCUCGCAGAUCGGCACGGCGCUUACACGGAGGCUGAGCCAGAGACCCACAGUGGUGGAGCUGGAGCAGAGGAACAUUCUCCAGCCCAAGAAUGAGGCGGACAGGCGGGCGGAGCGGAGCGAGAUCAAAAGGAGGCUCACCAGGAAGCUCAGUCAGAGGCCCACGGUGGCAGAGCUGCAGGCUCGGAAGAUCCUGCGUUUCCAUGAGUACGUGGAGUGCACCGACGCCCAGGACUACGAUCGCCGUGGCGAAAAGCCCUGGACGAAACUCACCCCUGCUGACAAGGCGGCAAUCCGGAAAGAACUCAAUGAGUUCAAGAGCACUGAGAUGGAGGUGCACGAGCAGAGCCGGAUCUACACCAGAUUCCAUCGGCCAUAGCCAAGCACUUAUCACCUGGGGAGACAACGAAGCAACAGUCUGCGCGAGUCAUCUGGUCUUGGUUCUCCUUCGUGGGUGGCAUGGCAAUGAACCCUGUGCACGUAAGGAAGUGCCACUCCUUCUCCUGAUGAUGUCACAGAGGAGCAGCGGGACGCUUAUGACGCAACGCGUUUGCGUUGCGGGAAUCUUGGGGAAUGUAGUGCCAAUUCAGUGGAGAGCAGAAGGGGGAGGCUCCAAAACCGUGCUGCGCUUCCAGGCCAGCAGGGGGCGCUGUCACAUCGCUCUCUCAAAGGGAAAAGUCCUGGUGGCUUUUAUAUGCAUUUAUUUUACUCUGACUCUCUUUUAUUCAUUCAGGAAAAGUAUUGAUAGCAUUAAUGUUAAUUGAUAGCAAGUGACGAUGGCAAUUAUUUAAAUGACGAGAUGUAAUUCUGCGAGAAUUGUAUGUUGUCUGUGUGUGCACAUGUGCACGCACACGUGUGCACGUGUUUGUAUACAAGAGCACAUGAUAAAAUGUCCAAAUAUAUAUGUGUACCUGUUGCAAUUGUACGCAUGUAUUGUAUGUGCAGAACAUGUACACGUAAGUGUGUGAGCAUUUUGGCAGUGUUUUUUUUCUAAGCCCAAGAUUGAAAAGCUUAGUGAUAAAAAAAAAACAUUACUUAUGCAUCACAAUCUUACCGUUUCCCAUGUGAAAUAAUAGCAUUGAUAGAGAUGCAGUCUGGUUCUCUUUUUGCCAUCCGUUUAUUACUUGUACAACCAGUAGCAGAACUUAAAAAGUGCCUUUUUACUGUAUUUUUCCCGUUUUUGCUAUAUUUUAUUAUUACCUGACGUAAUACUUAUCAGAAAAUUUAUUAAUGAAAGAAAAUGUUGAACCUGUAAACCGAAGUCCAAAUGAGUGCAAUUGAUUGACUGGGGAAAAUGUUUGACUGCUGUAGAAAAUGUGUAUAGUGCUCUGGACCAGAACAACAUUUCUGCUAUGUUCAUAAACAAUAAUCACACCAGUUUGUUCUGUAUAUCUUGACCUCUCAUUGUAAAAAGGAUUUUAAAAAUAAUAAAAGUAUUAUAGCCUUGUUUUUAGGAAAACGGCAUAGGAUUCAAUUGAAUUUUAAGGAAAGGGCUAUACAAGUAUGCACAUUGUUUUUUUGUUUUUUUAUUUUGUUGUACAUUUUAUUUUUUAUAAAACAAAAUUUAUGGAAAAACUGACAGCAGAGUCUGUUGAGAUAUAAAUGGUCACUGCAGAUUCAAAUUAAAGGCUUACAGAAAUUCA